AUGUGGUCGGUGAGCCAUGAAGCAAUAUCCUACGGCGAUCCUGAUAUGGUAAAAACAAUUCUCAUGCAUCGUGAUCAUCAAAGAAGCAUCAGAGGAGCGCAUGGUAUGAAGGAAAGCUUACAAACCUUGGCGGUAUGUCUCUCAGAUACUUUAUCGAAUUUUGCCAUCAUUGUUUUCUUUCUAGAACUCCCCUGAUU
This is a messenger RNA of Cylicostephanus goldi, 197 nucleotides long. Lineage: Eukaryota; Metazoa; Nematoda; Chromadorea; Rhabditida; Strongylidae. The record is from the annotation of a GenBank genome assembly.